AUGCCGAAAGUUAGGGAAUUGUCAAUUUACGAAGAAUUUACCAAAGGGAACAUUGAAGCACAGUAUACAGAAGGAGUCUCUAACAAGGAAAUAGCAAGAAGACUGGGAAUUUCUGAAGGCUCCGUACGUUUCAACCUACGAAAACUUCAUCUACGAGGUAGUAUGAGCAACCGUCGUCGAUCAGGUCGACCAAGGCGUACAACGCAGCACGAAGACCGGCUACUCAUCCGGUCUAGGUUAGCGAAUCGGUUUCACACCGCCCGUGAUUUGCGUGCCAAUUUUAAUCAACUCACUGGGAAAAGAUUGAGUUUGAGCACUAUAAAAUCAAGACUAUAUAAGGAUGGUAAUCUUCGCGGCUGUGUUGCUAAAAAGAAACCAAAACUACAACCUCGACACAUCGCAGCGCAGUUUCAAUUUGCCAGACAACACAUCGACUCCGGCGCAGUGGGCUCAAGUUAUCUGGUCGGACGAAUCUAA
Messenger RNA from Saccoglossus kowalevskii, 477 nucleotides. RefSeq lists its product as uncharacterized. Gene Ontology annotation, molecular function: DNA binding; sigma factor activity. Gene Ontology annotation, biological process: DNA-templated transcription initiation; DNA transposition; regulation of DNA-templated transcription. Lineage: Eukaryota; Metazoa; Hemichordata; Enteropneusta; Harrimaniidae. The record is from RefSeq and is a predicted model, not a curated record.